This is a messenger RNA of Cercopithifilaria johnstoni, 1158 nucleotides long. NCBI's taxonomy places the organism in Eukaryota, Metazoa, Nematoda, Chromadorea, Rhabditida, Onchocercidae. The record is from the annotation of a GenBank genome assembly.
AUGACAACAACGGUGGAAGUGCAAACAAAAAGUGGUGUCGAGGAGGUGCACGGGCAAGUUUUCGAAGUUGGGCCACGUUAUGUGAAUCUUUGCUAUAUUGGGGAAGGAGCCUACGGAAUGGUGGUGUCAGCAUUGGACACGGAGACCCAUGAACGUGUCGCUAUCAAAAAAAUCUCACCAUUCGAACAUCAAACAUUCUGCCAAAGGACACUUCGAGAAAUUAAGAUUUUAACUAAAUUCAAACAUGAAAAUAUCAUCAACAUUCAGGAAAUUAUCAGGGCACCAAGCGUGGAACAAAUGAAAGACAUCUACAUAGUGCAAUGUUUGAUGGAAACAGAUUUGUACAAAUUACUGAAAACCCAACGGCUUUCCAAUGAUCAUAUUUGUUACUUUUUAUACCAGAUAUUACGUGGUUUGAAAUAUAUUCAUUCUGCAAAUGUUAUUCAUCGUGAUCUCAAGCCAUCUAAUUUACUUCUCAAUACUACUUGCGAUCUCAAAAUUUGUGAUUUUGGUCUUGCGCGAGUAACGGAUCCUGAACACGACCAUACUGGGGUACUGACAGAAUAUGUGGCAACUAGAUGGUAUCGUGCACCUGAAAUUAUGUUAAAUUCAAAGGGUUAUACGAAAUCAAUUGAUGUAUGGUCGAUUGGUUGCAUCUUAGCCGAGAUGUUAAAUAAUCGACCUCUUUUUCCCGGGAAACAUUAUCUAGAUCAACUGAAUUUAAUCCUAGGCGUUAUUGGGUCACCAAGCCAGGAAGAUUUACAAUGCAUCGUUAACGAAAAGGCCCGGUCAUACUUGCUUUCAUUGCCGCACAAGAUAAAGCAACCAUGGUUACGGAUGUAUCCAAAUGCAGAUCCGCGUGCACUCGAUUUACUGGAUAAAAUGCUAACUUUUAAUCCGAACAAGCGAAUCAGUAUAGAAGAUGCCCUUGCACAUCCAUACCUGGAACAGUAUUAUGAUCCGAAUGAUGAACCUAUAUGCGAAGAACCAUUCACUUACGAGAUCGAGUAUGACGAUUUACCAAAAGAAACACUGAAGCAGCUGAUUUUCAAAGAAACGGAAGAUCAUUAUAGGCGAACACUGGUAGCAAAGAAAGUAACGCUACCGGAGGAAGUAGAAUUGGAUUCUGGAAUUGGUUCUGCAAUCUUAAGUCCUUGA